UGCAGACAGCAAGCCAUGCCUUUAAGGAGGAGAGCUGUUGGUCACCAUGAGAUCUGAGCAACAGGAGACCAACUGGACGCUGAGAGAAUUCAACCUGAAAGAUAGAAAAACCUCAGAAGAACGGACAGUUAAACAUUUCCACUUUACUGCCUGGCCUGAUCAUGGAGUCCCAGAGUGCACAGAGGUCCUGAUCCAGUUCAGAGGACUGGUGAGACAGCACAUAGAGAGAGAAGGGGGCAAAGCACCAACUGUGGUUCACUGCAGUGCUGGAGUCGGGAGAACUGGCACUAUCAUUUCCCUGGAUGUGCUGCUUCAGCAGCUGGAGAAAGAACAAGCAGUCGGCAUCAAUGCCUUCGUACACAAGAUGAGACUGAACCGACCGUACAUGGUGCAGACGGAGUCUCAGUACGUUUUUCUGCACCAGUGCAUCAUGGACAGUCUGCAACCAAAAAACACAAAUGAAGAGAACAUUUAUGAGAACACGUACGAGAACGCAGAUAUGAUAUACGUCAAUGCCACUGCCCUCCAAGAGCUCCGUCGGCAAAACGGAAAUGCGUAGUGUCAACCCUGCACUCAAUCUUUUAUGCACUUAAUGAAAAACUAUUUGUCUAUAAGCAAUAUGUUGGUUUUAAACUUAAUAAUACAAACUAUUAUAUCUUAACUAUUUCUGUAUAUGCAUUGCACACUUCAGAUCUUAUUUAGUUUGCAUCUCUUCUAAAUAUGUAAUAUUAUUAUUUUUGUUGUCAUUGUUUUUAUGUGAGAAAAUAGCACUGAUGAAU
Molecule: messenger RNA, 779 nt
Organism: Oreochromis aureus
Lineage: Eukaryota; Metazoa; Chordata; Actinopteri; Cichliformes; Cichlidae
Product: receptor-type tyrosine-protein phosphatase H-like
Exons: 4
Coding region: 47-559 (170 amino acids)
Biological process (GO): negative regulation of MAP kinase activity; protein dephosphorylation
Molecular function (GO): protein tyrosine phosphatase activity
Source: RefSeq, a predicted model, not a curated record